This is a messenger RNA of Onychomys torridus (southern grasshopper mouse), 2125 nucleotides long. Its product is annotated as nuclear RNA export factor 2-like. Lineage: Eukaryota; Metazoa; Chordata; Mammalia; Rodentia; Cricetidae. The record is from RefSeq and is a predicted model, not a curated record. Gene Ontology annotation, molecular function: protein binding; RNA binding. Gene Ontology annotation, biological process: poly(A)+ mRNA export from nucleus. Gene Ontology annotation, cellular component: nucleus; cytoplasm. The transcript has 22 exons. Bases 286 to 2001 code for a protein of 571 amino acids.
GCGGCUGCUGUGGGAGUCCCGGGGUGCUGCGGAGAAGUGGCGGCCGGAAAACAGUAGUUGGGAGGUGAAGCGGCAGGGGCCAGUCUCGGCGCCGGGUAGUCUCGGUGAGGAGGAGAAGCGGCCACGGAAAAGCCGGGAUAGGGAGCUGAAGCAGCCGUGGGGAGGAGAGGCGCAAAGCGUGCAGGCAGGAGAGGGGCCUUCCAAGGAUCGGCACAACAUUGAUUUUGAGAUAGAGCAACAAGAGUGUGAUCUAUCAUACGAGAAAUCUGUCAUUCAGAAGACAACAUGGAUGAUAACCGUGUUUUUAGAGGAAGAAAGAAAACUUUGAGUUAUAACAGACAUACAUUUGACAGAAAGAACCAUCAUUUUGAGCAUUAUGGUGUUCCUUAUUCUAUGGGACCCAAAUGGAGAAGAAGAAAAUACAGUGAUGAAGACCAAAUCUUUCUAACUGUGUGGGAUGAUGAUAAACCAGAGGAGAAUGAAGUAGAUCUGGAUGCUGAAAAUGGAACCCUGGGGAGCUGGUUCAAGGUUACAAUUCCAAACGGAAGGAAGUAUGAGAAGACAUGGCUAAUAAAUUCCAUGCAGGACCUCUGCAAGGUGCCCUUCAUCCCUGUUGAUUUCCACUAUGACAAACACCGGGCCCGGUUCUUUGUCCAGGAUCCUACCACUGCCUAUGCAUUGAAGGAUAUCAGCUACAAGAUUUGUGAUGAGAGAAGCCGAAAGAUACCUAUCUUUGUCAGUCCUUCUGUUGUACCCUAUUCUGUGCGGAAUAAGUUCACAUCAGAACAAAUGGACCAGCUAAAGGUGACUAUGAUGAAACGAUAUGAUGCCUCUCAAAAAGCUCUGGACCUCCAGAAGUUACGCUUUGACCAAGACUUGAUGAACAGUGACAUUGACAUGAUGCUGAAUCGAAGAAGCUGCAUGGUUGCCACACUGCAGAUCAUUCAAAGCAAUAUCCCUGAACUGUUGGCCUUGAACUUGUGCAACAACAAAUUGUACCAGCUGGAUGGGCUGUCUGAUGUGGUAGAGAAGGCCCCCCAAGUUAAGAUUCUGAACCUCUCCAAAAAUAAAUUGAAAUCAGUUUGGGAGUUGGAGAAGGUGAAACAGCUGAAUCUGGAAGAGCUGUGGCUAGAGGGAAACCCCUUCUGCAACCACUUCAUGGAUCAAUCUGACUAUAUAAGUGCCAUACGGGACCUAUUUCCCAAAUUGUUACGCCUGGAUGGUAAGGAGCUAUUAAUAUCAACAGGAAUGGACAUAGAAGUCCCCCAAUCAAGCAAGGAAACAUGUACAGAAUCUGAACUCAUAAAAAACCUAGUUCUACGAUUUCUGAAGGAAUACUACUUGUUUUAUGACAAUGGAGAUCGACUUCGGCUCAUCGAUGCUUACCAUGACGAGGCCUGCUUCUCCCUGGCCGUUCCUUUCAACUUCAGUGACCCAAACCUGAGCAACCUGGAAGAGUACUUCAAACAUAACAGAGAUAUAAAGAAGCUGCAAGACUCAUACAUGCGAAUGAGGUUGCUGAAGCACACAAAACGUGACAUUGUGGACUCUCUUAGUUUGUUGCCCAAAACUCAGCAUGACUUGGGCUCUUUCUGGGUGGACGUGUGUUGCCACACGGAGAUGAUGCUCUGUUUUUCUGUCAAUGGGUUGUUCAAGGAAGUGGAAGGAAAAUGUCAAGGCUGUGUUCGUGCGUUCACGAGGAUCUUCAUUGCUACCCAUUACAGCAAUUCAAGAAUAUGCAUCAUGAAUGAUGAGCUGAUUGUGAGGAAUGCCAGCCCCAAAGAGAUCCAGAAUGCCUUUAUCUCAUUGCCCACAGCCAAUGUUUCUCCCCUCUCUGAAGAGCAACAAGAAAUGGUGAAAUCUUUCUCCAUGCAGUCUAAGAUGAAACUUAAUUGGUCUCAGAAGUGCCUUGAAGACAACGGCUGGGACUACAACAAAGCUGCUGAGACCUUCACUAUUCUUCAGAAUGAGGGCAAGAUCCCCAAGGACUUCUUCGAAUAAAUGUGCUAAGGAGGUUCUGUGGAUAUGAUAUUCCAUCUCAUCCACAUUAUUUCUGUUUGUUUAUAAAUCCUCUCUUAUGCUUGGGAUCAGAGGCCUGGCUGACCAAAAUCCAAAGUAAACAUGU